Messenger RNA from Aspergillus clavatus NRRL 1, 1935 nucleotides. Its product is annotated as T6SS phospholipase effector Tle1-like catalytic domain-containing protein. Lineage: Eukaryota; Fungi; Ascomycota; Eurotiomycetes; Eurotiales; Aspergillaceae. The record is from RefSeq and is a predicted model, not a curated record. The transcript is spliced from 2 exons. Bases 1 to 1935 code for a protein of 644 amino acids.
AUGGCACAAGACAAUGAAUCGAAGAUCACCGCACGUCCAAUGAGACGACUGGUACUCUGCUGCGAUGGCUCAUGGCAGUCUUCAAGUCAUGGACUCAGGAACGUCGCGUCCAAUGUUGCCAAGUUGAGUCGGUCUAUUGCCGGGUGGACCAUAGAGAACGGUCAGUGCAUCCAGCAGCUUGUCUAUUAUGAUGCGGGCGUCGGCACAGCCACCAGUUCUGUGGAGAGGGAUGGCAACUUCAUUGCUAAAGGUAUCGCGAAAGCCCAGAAAUGUUGGGAGGGUGGAGUGGGGAGAGGUUUGGAGGAGAACGUGUGCGAGGCGUACAAUUUCUUGGUCAACAACUAUUUACCUGGUGAUGAGAUCUACAUCUUCGGCUUUUCCCGGGGCGCAUAUACCGCCCGCGCGCUGGCUGGUCUCGUCUGCAACAUCGGCAUCUGUCUCCCAGACAUGAUGGACGACUGGUGGUUCCGGUACGCCGAGUACAAACUGAAUGCCAAGAACAAGGUCAAAGACGAGGGAGAACAGAAGCAUGCCAAAUGGAGCAACAUGGUCACCUGGAGCCAGACCAAGCCGUACACAGACUACGAGGAGCGGUUCCACAAGGACGUAGAGAUCGAAGUCGUCGGUGUAUUCGACACGGUGGGCGCGCUGGGGGUGCCGACCAACAUCUUCGUCGACGUUGAGGGGUGGAACGAAAAGACCUAUGGCUUCCACGACACCAAGCUGCACAACCAGAUCAAACACGCCUUUCAUGCCCUGGCGCUGGAUGACCGCCGCGCGCCCUUUACCCCGACCCUCUGGAGCCGCCCGCCGGGCGUGACAACCAAACUGUUCCAAUGCUGGUUCCCUGGCUGCCACAUCAACAUCGGCGGCGGCAGUGACGAUACCGAGAAGGGUCACGGCGAUCUGGAAGCUAUGGCUAAUCUCUCCCUUGUCUGGAUGAUUGAUCAGGUGCGCCACCGGACGCCGCUCGCCUUUGAGGACCACGCGCUGGCCCGAUUCUACCACCAGUACACCGGUACCUUGAUCGAUCUGUCGCGUCGAGGCUUCACCAAGGGCAGCACCCAAUACAGCUAUCCGCCCAUCAAGAAGGGCGGGUGGAACAUCUUCGGGCGCAAAGACGUGCCAGAUGAGAAACAUAUCACUGGCUACGGAGGCUGGGGGCUGGGAUACCGGCCCGACAGCUUCUCCCUCACGUAUUACCCUGCCGGUCCCAAGACCCGGACUCCCGGGCAGUACACGAAGGCGAACCAGCAAGGCGACACGAAAGAAUUCAUCCAUCCGGUCGUGCGGUACGCGAGAAGCGAAUCGUACCAGACUGCCAAUACAUCUGGUUCCCCGCUGUACUAUGAUCCCGAGGCCUUGAAGGGCUUCAAUCUGGAGCAGGAUGCGAAAGGGGAAUGGUGCUGGAGGAAGUUCGUCCGGGACGGCGAACAUGAGAGACUGGUCGUCAUCCGGGAGUUCCGGCUGUGGGAUGAUGUUGAUACAGCGGAUAUGUUGUUCAAUGAGAGGGACUACAUGCGUGCCGACUGGCUGGCGCUCCUAGCGCCACUCAAAGGGUUUGACGAGGCUUUCAUCAGUCAGUAUUUGGCAUCGGCCAAGCAGCAGCAGAGCACGACAAACGCCUUCACGGCGCGGGAGCAGAAGCUGUUGGAAGCGCUGACAGCUGUGGCGGCCAGGGAGCAUGCGAGUACAAUGAAGUCGGGUUCCUUGUUCCAUGAGCUGCGGAAAUGCUCGUUUCCAGGGCACGAGGAGCAGAAGCUGCAGCGGUUAAAGGCUGCGGGAGCUCGUGCAAAGUCCUUUCUGGAUGGCGUGGGAACAGAAAGAUACGUUCCACCCGUGAAGGAGCUCAAGUUUCGGUCACGUCAGGAGAUGACGGACUAUUAUCUGGCCAAGAACAAAGUUAUAGUGACGAAGGUUGAAGAUGAGAUUUAA